AGAAGACCCCGAUGCGGAAGCGUUGUCGUGUGUGUGUUGUCGUGCGGGUUUGUGUACAAAUGUUUCCUUAACGACCGCUGAUCCGAGGCUCCAGUGCGCACAGCCAGCUCACGGUCCAGUGUGCGGGUCUGUCGGGACAAAGAGGGGGCAAAAGUGAAGAAAGAGCACGGCUUUAAAGGAGCGCGUUUGGACAAGAGGACGAGCUGGUGAUGGCAGCGACAACCGAGGGGAAGAAGGAAGAGGCCGACUACAAGAGGCUGCACAGCUUCCCUCUCAUCAGGCACACGGACAUGUCGGAGGAAAUGCGGGUGGAGACAAUGGAGCUGUGUGUCACGGCCUGUGAAAAGUUUGCAACCAACAAUGAGAGUGCCGCGAAGAUGAUCAAAGAGUCCAUGGACAAGAAGUUCGGCAGCUCGUGGCAUGUGGUCAUCGGAGAGGGCUUUGGCUUCGAGGUGACCCAUGAGGUGAAGAACUUGCUCUACAUGUUCUUCGGAGGCAGCCUGGCAGUGUGCGUGUGGAAGUGCUCCUGAUGCCCUCCCUCUGCGUCUGAGGCAGCGCACACAGACCUCCCAGCAUCUCAGUCAUUACCUUGUCUAACCCAAAGAGCGGAGGACAUGCCGUAUCGAGUAUCAGGAUCACCCAUGGUACAUGUGAGGACAGUUGAAAUUGGUGUCAAACUGAUGCCAAAUUUAGUACUGCACAAUUUAUCACAAAGUCAUUUCUCAGAUUUUUUUUUUUUUCAUAGUACUUAGAAUUUAAAAUAAAAAUGUGUUGUGACUUAAAAAAUUAAUGAAGUUCCGUUUUAGUCAUGAUCCUCCGAAUUAUUCAAAUUCUUACAUUGUUUUGGAUCUGGGUUAGUCAUGGUUAAUGCCCUAUGGUGUAAUAUUUCAGCCAAUAGUAGAUUCUCCAUAGAGGUACAGUUGUUAAAGCCCUACUAUGAAACAUUCCAGGCAAAGAGACAGCAUAUCCACGGUAUGACUCAAGCCUGUGGAGAGGCAAGCUCACAAUAAGCAAGCAGGUUUUGAAGCCAUUUUUGCACAACACAAAUGCCUAUAAUGAAAGCAUUGCUGUCCUUUUAGUUUAUUAUUUUGAUUUUAAGAUUCUAAUUAUUAAACCUAACAUAACUUUUUCACAUUGUUUUUGCUACUGUAUCUCUAUGGACGCAAAUUUAUGACGUGCAAUUCCAAGCUCUGUCGGCAGAAAUAUUACGCAGUGGGGCUUUAAAGAACACAUAUCCAAGACAGACUUUUUGACCUUUUAACCAUGUUAUACUGUUGCCUCCUCCUCAAAAGCAUACCUGGAGUUGUAUUGUUGCUUCAUUCACUGAUCUUCUUUGAUUCUCACAAGUGUUCACUUUGUAUUUUGCUCGUUUAGUUGCAUCACAACUACUCCAGAAUUCCCCUGUGCAGUUUUUAAGCCCAUAAACCAUCACCAGACUCAUUCUAUGAUCAACUUGUGUUCACAGUGAACACACAGCUGUAUUAGCAAAGCAGUUAUGUUUCCUAAGUGCUUCAUUAGUCCUUUCCCCAAUUGUCAAUUCCUGUUGUUGACAGCCGAGGGAGCUCCAGCACCUAAAUGCCUCUAUGGAUACAGAGGUGAAGUUUAUAAUGUGUAUUUUCCAAAUGCAGACAUUAUCUAAUCUGACCAGAACUUGCAUGAGCAGCGUAACAUCUUCACUCUUUUACAAUGGAUCACACUUAGACGACUGAGGCAUUACACAGAUGGCAUUAUUUAAGUUAGAAAUGUGAAAUACUAAUCCUAAGAUAUCCAAAAGCAUGUUUACAAGGGAAUUCAAGCCAAAAUAAUGUAUAAUGUGUUCUUUAAAGACCCAUAUCGUGCUAUUUUCUGAUCUCUGUUCUAAUAUUGUUUCCUCAUCACAAACAGACCUGGAGUUGUGUUUUGUUAUUCACACUUUUAACACACAAAUCCUACAUAUUUGGGCUGAGUUCUUCUCUCAAACAAAAAACACUCAGUUCUACCAUUUGAUGUCAUCAUGUGGGAAUACAGGAAGUGCUCCACUGUGUUUUUAAACUUCAUACACCUUCACUAGAAUCUUUUGGAUAAUUUCAGCCCUGGAGUUUCAAAUCUCUACUGAACGAAAGGUAAAAGGCAGCUGUUAACUUCAAAACUACCACUUCAUAAUAUCGCACGAUGAAACAGAGCAUUUUGAUGAUAGACAAAUAAACCAGGAUUACUCAAACAUGAAUGAAACAAAACACGGGUUUGUUUUUGAGGUGGUGACAGCAUUAGAACAUGACUUAAAGCUCACAAGAGUCACUUUUAUGUAAUAUAGGACCUUUUAAGGUUUAAUGUUGACCCAGUUUUAUAAAUGACCAUUUUACUUUGAAAUUAAUUAAACUAAUAAUAGUUAAAUAUAGAAUUUUUAUCUGAAAUUGUGCAGCCCAAUAAUUGUGUUGACUGUGUGAGGUAUGGACUCCUAUGUUGGCUUUACUUGGAGUCUUAUUUUUACUGUAAAAAGAUUUGAUUUGAUUUAAAAAAAUAUAUAUAUUAUAUUUCAUCUCAGUGGAAUAGUUGAUAGAAACUUGGUAAGGCAUGAAGGUUAGAAUUUUUAUUUAUUUUUAAAUAAACUACACACACAAUUUAAGGAGUUAUGUCUGCACAAUUACAUUAAUAUUGCCCACUUUCUUUCAUUUGUCAUUAAAGGUACACUAUGUCACUUUUCUGGUAAAGGGUCCUGCUGGUCUCUAUGGAACUGUUACUGUGUUGUGUGAAAUGUUCCACAAUUUAUUUUAUUGCACAAAAGUACAAUAUAACACAUGUUGUGAGCAGAUUUGCCUUUCCAUAGAUCUGACCCUCUAACUUGGCUUGGUGACGUUGGACAACCAAAAAAGUUACAUAGUGAAUCAUUAUUCUUCGAAAAGUGUUUUGUUUUUUUUUCCCCCUCUAUUUUCAAAGUAAAGGUUGUGUUAAAGGCUCCAUACCUGAUUUUUACUGUUUGAAAAACAAAACUAGUUAAUUGUAAACAAUUUGCAGUGCUCCAAAUUUAUUCCUCAGAGGGUUGUCAAAAGUAUAGAAAAUCAGAUACUAAUCGCUAUUUAAACUAGUAUUGAAACUAGAGAGUUAUUAGAGCAGGUAUCCAUACUAAAAAAGUCCCAUUCACAGAACAUAAAUGAACCUUUCCUGUAUAGCUUUAGAAUGAUAUUAAGCUGUAUCUUUCACAAGUAUAAGACACAUAGACUAAUAUACACCCAUGGUCCACUAGGAACCUACUGGACACUGAGGGAUUACACACACAUAAGGCCACAUGGGAAUACAGUGGUCCCUGGUUUAUUUCGGGGGUUAUGUUCUAAAAAUAACCCACAAUAGGCGAAAUCCGCAAAGUAGUGUUUUAUUUUUAACAAUUAUUCUAUAUGUUUUACAGCUGUAAAACCCCUCACCACACACUUUAUACACUUUUGUCACUGUCACUGUUAACAAUAACUAAAAUGCUAACCAUGCACUUGAUUCUGGGAUGAUAAACCGAUGCAUACACUACACAGCAGACCUAUUUGAACCUCAAAAUCUGUUUGUACAAUAUAUCUGUACUGGGCCAAGACCCAUUUUGCUUAAAGGUCCAAUAUUACACAAAAUUGACUUUUGUGAGCUUUAAGCCAUGUUCUAAUGUUGUUACCUCCUCAAAAAAUAUACACGAAGUUGUGUUUUGUUUCAUUCACAUGUGUUUGAGUAACCCUUUAUUAUUAGUAUGUCUACAUCUUCGAAGCUUAAAAUGUUCAGUUCCACCUUGUGAUGUCAUGCAGUGGUAGUUUUCAAGUCCUUUUACCUUUUGUUCAGUAGAGAUCAGCAAUCCCAGGGCAUAAAUUAUCCAAAUGAUUCUAGUAUUCUAGUAGUAGUAGUAUGUGUAAGGAGUUUAAUAACACAGUGGGGCACUUCCUGUAUUUCCACAUGAUGUCAUAAUGUAGAAUGUUUUCAGUUUGAGGAAGGAACAGUGUGAAUAUGCAGGGUUUGUGUGUUAAACAUGUGUGAAUGAAACAAAACACAACUCCAGGUCUCAUUUGGAUGAGGAAAUAAUGUUAGAACAGAUCAGAAAAUGGCAUAAUAUGGGCCCUUUAAAAAUCGGGUGUGGAGCCUUUAAUAAAGCAGUAUUUUCACCUAAAUAUGUGAAUUCUGAACAGACUGGGAUUUACCCUGCUCCUUGUGUUACCAGCAAAACUUUUAGGGUCAGCAGGGUCUCCUUUGUCCCCGGUCUCUGUCCAAACCCGGCGUCCUCUGUCCCCCCAUGCCUCCCGUCCAUUUUUCAGAACUCAUCUGUCGUUGUCCCCUGCCUCCUCCGUCCCUGUCCCCUCUUUCGAUUCUCAUCUGUCACCUCUGUCUCCUGUCUUCUGUAUCUGUGUGUCCUUUGUCCCGGUCCUCUCUUUUGGAUCUUUUCUGUCUGUCUGUCUCUGUAUUUCUCUCUUCUGCCUCCUGUGCCUGUCCCCUCUGUCCCUGUCUUCUGCCUCCCCUGUCCUCUGUCUCCUCUGUCCCCUGUCCUCUGUCUCCUCUGUCCCUGUCUUCUGUCCUCUAUCCCUCCUCUCCUCAUGAGUGUGUGCGGGACACACAGCUCUCUUUUACUACUCUUUGUACACAGUGUUUACUGUACAGGGACCAGCCUUCUUUGAUUUGGUUACAGACACUCUGUUGUACAAUGGAUAAUAAACUCCCAAC
This is a messenger RNA of Periophthalmus magnuspinnatus, 4662 nucleotides long. Its product is annotated as dynein axonemal light chain 4. The transcript has 4 exons. Bases 210 to 530 code for a protein of 106 amino acids. The record is from RefSeq and is a predicted model, not a curated record. Gene Ontology annotation, biological process: microtubule-based process. Gene Ontology annotation, molecular function: dynein light intermediate chain binding; dynein intermediate chain binding. Lineage: Eukaryota; Metazoa; Chordata; Actinopteri; Gobiiformes; Gobiidae. Gene Ontology annotation, cellular component: dynein complex.